GGGAAGGACGUAAGCUUGGGUUGUGAGAGAUACCAGUUGGUGUGUAGGGAAUACACCCUGUGUCCAGCCAAGUGAUGGCUUUUAGGAGUUUGUUUUUACAGAGUUUUCUUUGCACUCCUGGUGUCUUUCGUGCCUUGCCUUCCUUCCACAGCUGCUGGUGUGACCCAAUACCCAACAAGGACAACGGCACGUCCACUUAGGGCUAUGCUCGUGUCCACUUCAGCUCUUAGACAAACCACCACCAAACCAAAGACUAUUCCAUCUUCAACCUCCAAACCCACGACAAUUUCUCCGAGGUUCGGAACUAUUCCUGGUCCACGUCUACCUGAGACUAAACCCCACAACACAUAUCACAGUACUGCUCGUGAGACCAAACAUUCAACAAAGGCAACGACACAUCGACUGAGGGCUAUGCCAUCGUCCACUUCAGAUUUUAGACAAACGACCACCAAACUAAGGACAAUUCCAUCUUCAACUUCCACACCCACGACAACCCUCCGGAAGUCGCACCGGUUGUACGAUUCUUUUGAGCUGAAAUUCCUAAAUGACAGCCCCAGUGUUACUGUUGAAAACGGGGUGGAAUCCCACCUGGAUUUCUUCCUUCGUGAUUUUGCAUCUCUGAAUAAGCUCAUACGCAUCAUUGUUCAGUAUCAGAGAAGUGGUGGCAACUAUGACAAUAAAUGCCAGAUGAAGCACUCAAAGACAAGCGGAUGUACUGUUUUAUUUGGACCAUGUGAAUGUGUGGGGGAACAGUCAGGAUCGUUUCGAUACCGGCUAAAGAUGAACUUCACAGAGCAGGAUAGCGGCUCUUUGCAUUUCAGCAUAGUGGACCAUAAUUCAUUCUUCGUCAACGUUAAUGUUGUUUCUGCUGUUCAUGCCACCCAAUAUCUCACGAGGCCAACGACACAUCAAUAUAAGGCUAUGCCCGUGUCCACUUCAGCUCCGCUAACAACCACCAUCAGACCAACGACAAUUCCUUUUUCAACCACCACACCUACGACAACUUCUACAAUGGUAGAUCUAGCUACAAAAGCUGCCACGAGACAUCUUGAACUCGACACUCCUGAUCCACUUAAGACUGAAGCCGACAACCAUAAUGGCGGCACCGAAGAUGAACCUGAGAGUGAGGAAGCCCUUCAGUCAAACGGGUCAAGUAUUGUUGUAAUGAACUUUCUCACCAUCAGUUUCAUACUGCUGGCGUCCCACUGGGGGCUGUGACCAGUUAUUUACAAUUGUUCCCUCGAGAUAUUGUGUCACCCCUCAAUGUACCUAGCUCACGAUUCUCAUGGCACUGCAUCAAAUUUCCUAAUCGCUAAACAUCUUGUACAAACUGUGACUCACACUUCUUUGUGUGAGCAAUCUACUACCCUGUUUCAAAUCAAUGAAUACAAAUUUAUUCAUGAACAUUAGAUUACCUAGAUUGUAUUGCUGUAUUUUACUGUAUAUUCAAUGAGGGCUUUGAUUUUUUUUCUGCUUGAGUUUAUUUAAUUUCAGUUAACUCUGGUUUUAAUUAGCAUUCCACAUUGCUUUGAGAGAAUGGUGUGAAUUUAUGGUGAGUGUACACCAUUCUACUAAUUUUUGUGAUUUUUGUGUGUUAUAAAAGGACAAUACAUGUUAUUUUUGUCUAUCCUCUCCAGCAAACCCCUAUCUAAACUUUGUUGUAUUUACAAGUCUUUUCUGAUCGCUCUGUCAACUUUUACUUUGUUUACUUGCUUGUUUAUUUAUUGUUUUGAAGUACUGAAUUUGAGAUGCAUUUCUGUUGUGCUGUACUAACCUGUUUGGUUUCUGGGAUGGAUCCCACAGUUGAAGGUUAGAGUUUGGUUACUCAUAGAGUAAUUUCUCCUUUUUCUUAGUGCCUAUUGUAAUAGUUUGCAAUUACUUCUAUUACUAGCCUCCUGAGCUGUAGAAGGAAGGCAAAGAACAAAACUUGUUUCCAUUGAAAAAUUAAUAACUGUCUUGGAUCUGUGGAGAAACAUAAAACAUGAGACGACGACAGCAGGGUUAUGAAAAAGCAAGUAGUUCAUGAAAAGCUUAGACAUGUUUUUUUGUGUAGCCCAGAUAGUGUACACUAAAUAAGAGGAACUUAAUUAUCAGACAGGAAACUGGAUGUGGGGCAAGUGUUGAGUUUUAUGAGUGAUCAGUAUAAGCAUCAGGACAAAUGCCCUUCGACCAAAACUGAAAGAAGAGAAAUUUCUAAUAGGCUAAAUAAAUUUCAUUGCCGUUCUCAAGACAUUAAAAAGAAAUUUUGUUGACCAUUGUGGCUAGACUUUCUGAAAAUAUUUCAGGAGGGCCCUGUUUAGUCGACUUUAAUCUCCAGAGCAGAAAUGCGAAGCAUCUUUGAAUAUAAACUUAACAUGUACAAGCCAAAUAAUAAUAAUAAUAAUAAUAAUAAUAAUAAUAAUAAUAAUAAUAAUAAUAAUAAUAAUAAUAAUAAUAAUAACAAGAUGGAUUGCACCUUCUGUGCAGACCAGUAAUGAUAAACGAACGAUAACAGCCAGUUGACAGUGAGGUACGUAUAGGAUGACAUAAACUGAGUGAGCGAUUACUCUUUUCUUUAUAAUUAUUAUUAGUAGUAACCUACUUAUAUAUUCCUUGAAAGUUUCUGUUGUUCCAAACAUUUGGAAAAUGUUCAUCUAUCUGUCCAGGUUAUCCAUCUAGUUCAAAUGACCACAAUAAACUAAGCAUCGCUUUCUUAAACAACAAAUGGCCUCGUGUGGACAAUCCUGCUUUCUAGGUUGCACUGCUCAUUUAUUUCUCUUCUCCCUUCAACACAAAUCAACCUCGUUUCGUGGUGCUUAAAUUUCCGGCUUUUAAAGUCUCUCCUAGAAUAAUUCUUUUCAUUUACAGUUUCUUGCCGGCGAAUCUCAUCUUCCCGUACCCUCAUUGGGCUUUUCCCGGGGUACUGUUUCCUGUUUACUCUCCUAUGGUCGUAGAUAUACACUGACGGUGAGUCGUUGCCCUGGGGAAACGUGAAAAACUCAAGAAUAAGUGGUUUUGUCUCCAAAGUUCUAAGGCGGUGUUUGAACCCCGUAGAUGUUGUUUCAUCUUGGAGAAACAAGAAACAUGAAGUAGUGUCCGUGGGAUUUUGAAACUGUUUUGUAACUACAAAAACAAUAUUGUUUUCCUUGACGUUGCAGUUGUUAUCCUGGAGAAACGAUAACUCUCGAUUGAUAAUUACAUUUCCUGUUCUGUUCACUUGGAUGUAUUGUGUGAAGUUUAGAGAAGAUUAAAGGAUGUCCCUUGUCCAGGCAUAAAACAUAAACAAAGGAUGAUUUUCCCUGUUUUACCUAUAACUUGCCGGCUUCUUCUUUCGGAUGAAAACCUUCUGGUGGCAAGACCGGAAACUAUCGGGGAAAGGCAAACUUCAUUCUUUUAUACAUUACGUUUCUUUACAGCAAUUUACUGAAUGUUUUUGUGUGUGUGUGCGCGUGUGGAGGUCUGAUGGAUACAGAAUGCUUAGAAUUGUGUAUGUGUGGGGUGAUGAGUGGUGAAUAAUGAUUUUGAUUAUUGAUUAUAUAUAUUUUUCAUAAUUUUUCUGUUAAAUGUAAAUAGUAUGAAAACACUAUCUUUUCGAAUUUUUCAUAUCGCUCAACAUUUUUUUCUCAGCAAAAUAAGUACACCGAUUUCAAUACUGAGAAAUAUAAAUUUUUUUCAUCACGGCGUAUUACUACUCGUAAUAUAAAGCCUCAUAAUGACUCUUACAACAUGAACAAAAAAGAAAAAACUCUUAUUAUUUUUUAUUAUUAUUCUACUUUUCUGCUUUUUCCUACUUCUUUUUUCUGGACUUAUCAUCAAUGUGGUUAUUGAAUCUUUUUACUGCCAGGUUCAAAUAAAACAUUUUAGAGUAAGUGAGAGUUAUCGUGCACUCUUUCAAAAGCUUCUUGUUCUUAUAUUUAUUUAGGUUGUCUAGUGUAUAUACACAUAGUCAGCUUCAUCAGUAAUUAUGUAUUACAUAGAGCCUUUUCAGGGAAGUACAUGACAAUAGCUUUCGUUUCACUAGUCUUCGUCAUCUUUACAUGUCCUUUGUGGUGAAACAGCGAGUGUUUUAUAAAAUCUGAUAUUUUGAACACUAAACAUUAUUGUUACCAAAAAUCGGAAAACUAUUAUUCUUUCUUUUCCCCAUUUUAAAACUUUUUUUUUGAUGUGCACAUAUUUAAACUGCGACCGGUUGAGCUAGAUGAUGGACCUGUGCAGACCAUUCAAAUCCCAACAAAACAUCUUUUACUUCCUUCCGACAUAUGUCAGAAAACGGUUUAACAUAUCUCCCGGGGUAGUUCCUGUCAGAUUUUAAUCAUUCCUUUAGUAAUGAAGAGGUUCUUUAUUCCUUAGUUCCUCAAAGCUUUCCUUCCAGUUGUUGAUGGCAUUGACAUGAUACGAAUAAAGAGUAAUAGGAUUUUAAAAUCUUCUUUUAGUGACAAGAUUUUCAAUGACACCCGCAUUCCCAUCGUUGAAGCAGUUAAUCAAAUUAAAUUAAAUCAUGCAUGCUCCCUUUAAUUACAGUUAUAGGCAAUAGGGUAAAUACCACGACAAUGUACAUAUGAAUUUGACAGUCGUUAAAAUUAAUUUAGGAGUCUAAUUUUUUGUUUUUCUCAGUUUUCUCAAUAAAAUAUAAUUUUAAAAAGUC
Molecule: messenger RNA, 4624 nt
Organism: Pomacea canaliculata
Lineage: Eukaryota; Metazoa; Mollusca; Gastropoda; Architaenioglossa; Ampullariidae
Exons: 8
Coding region: 205-1218 (337 amino acids)
Source: RefSeq, a predicted model, not a curated record